Prinia subflava (tawny-flanked prinia) is the source of this 2860-nucleotide messenger RNA. RefSeq names its product ciliary microtubule associated protein 3 (gene CIMAP3). Bases 207 to 797 code for a protein of 196 amino acids. NCBI's taxonomy places the organism in Eukaryota, Metazoa, Chordata, Aves, Passeriformes, Cisticolidae. Gene Ontology annotation, biological process: regulation of cell projection organization. Gene Ontology annotation, molecular function: cytoskeletal protein binding. The record is from RefSeq and is a predicted model, not a curated record. The transcript is spliced from 6 exons.
GCCGCUUGGAAACCGAGGCAGGAACUGUUUCCACAUCCCCACGGCUUUGACAUCACAACCCGAGGCUGCUGCCCGGAGCCAGCCCAGCGCAUUCCACAGGGAAAUGCCGGAUCCUCGGCCUCCCCCUGCUCCCUCCCGGUGCUGCCAUCCCCCUGUCCCAUCCCUGUGACAACCCAGCCCAUCCCGGGCAGCUCUGGCAGGGCAGGAUGGCAGUGGGGCACAAAGCUGUGGAGAAGCAAAUCUCCUUUGGAACAACCCAAGACAGGAAAAUGUUUCCCUACUACUUCGCCCCGGACAGGCUGGGAAUCGAAAUUCCAGGGGUGCGGGGGAACCCUUCCCUGGGGCCAGGCUGUUACCUGGGGCCACAGGCAAACAUCUUCAAACCCUCCAUCAGCACCCGACCCAUGAGCAGCCGGGGGUACGUGAUCGGCGCCAGGACUGCCCCACGCUUCCAGCUGAAAACUCGGAUGGUGACCCCCGGCCCCACCGCGUACCAGCCCGUGCUGGGGGAGGAGAGGAGGUUCCAGCCUGCCCACGUUCCCUUUUCCUCCAGCAGCCCACGAUUCCCAACCAGGCUUCUGGAUAAGGAUUUAUUCCCUGGGCCUGGAACUUACGACAUAGAGCAACCUUCAGGCAGAAGAGUCACCUGGCCGAUGAAAUUUGGGGCUCCAGACUGGGAUGCAGUGGCAGCACUGCCCAAGAGGAUGGUGAAGAUGCAGGUCCAGAAGAUGACUAUGGAUAAAAAAUUGCAGAAAAAUCAGGGCAGGGAGGCGUAUCUGAAGUUGUACCACAGCUGAGGAGCCACAUCUUCCAUCCUUUGGAGACACCACCAAAUCAAUAAAUUAAUAAAUUAAUAUUAAAUUAAUUAAUAAAUUAAUAAAUCAAAUAUUUGAAAAUCAACUCCGGAAUUUGUUUUAAAAUAGUUUGAAGAUGCUUUAAAACAUUUCAAUAUAUUUUAAAUGUAUUGAAGAUGGUUUAAAAGUAUUUGAAACGAAGGAAGUAAAAUCAAAAUUAAAGUACAAAAAUUAAAGAUAAAUAAGAGAAUAAAAAAGAUAAUAGAAGUACAAAAUUAAAGAUAAAAAAUCCUAAUAAAAUAAUAAAAUGAAGUAAAAUAAUAUCCAUAUAUUCUUAAUUACAAAACUCCAUUCAUUAUAUUAUUCUAAUGUUAAUACAGCAUAACUUUUCUACCUAGCAGAUUACAAAUAGUAAAUAUCUGUGUAGAGCCACACAAUGUGAAUUUUUCACAGGGAGCGAGCGCCUUGAGGGGCUUGGAAACCACAACCCCAGGCCCCUCUCAGCUCAAAAAAACCCCAUUUUUCCAUGGAUUUUCUCAUUUUUCCCUCAAAAUCCAGCAUUUCCCAAAGCAGAAAAAAAGCCAAAAAUCUGCAGCUAAAGGGCAGCUCCUUCAUUUUAUCAGGGAUUGAACAAUUCCCAUUUUCCCCUCAGCUUUUCCUCGUGUUCCUCCCCAAAUUUCUCCUCAUAUCCAGGCCAGCCUAGGGGGUUCCUCCAAAACCUGAGGAAAAAUGAGGAAUAUUGAGGUGUUUUGGAGAGUUUUUAAUGUUUUAUGCUCAAAAAUAACACCCUGAAAUCACCUGAGGGGAGAGGCCGGGUUGGGCCAGGCCCCACCAGGCCUCACCAGGGGGGGGUUUUGCAUUUUGGGUCCCUCCCUGCUGAAAUAAAAAAUAUUCUCAAGUAAGGCACAAGAAAAAUGCUUGAAACUGAGAAUCUGGCACCAAAAAUAAACGUGGCCUGAAACAGAAAGUUCCUGGUGUUGGGGGCAGCUGUUUCCCCCUCAGAAAUUGGAUUUUUGUGUUUCCAAACCCUCCCACACACGGAUGUGUCUGAUCCCAAUCCCAGAGAGAUCUUGGAGAGACAAAAUUUCCAAUUUCCUGCUUUUCUUUUUUUUUUAACCUGUUUCUCUAGCAAAUUUCACCUGCAGCCCAAUUUUAGCCAUAAAACCUAAAAUUUAUUUGUCCAAUUCCCACUUUCAGGAGCUCUCCCAGCUGCUCCCAGCCUGACUUUUUGAGUCCCUGCUGUCCCUUUUUUGUGCAAGAUUUUGAAGCAAGAUUUGGCUCCCUGGAAUUUUUCCUGUCCUAAAAAUUGGAGUUUUAAAGUGUUUUUUAAAGUGUUUAAAGAGGUUUUUUAAGUGUUUAAAGUUCACUUUUGUAUUCCUGGCUGCCACCAUGGUUCACCUCCACCUAAUUCUUUCUAACCAGAAAAAAAGUGAUGUGUGAGGCAUUUUCCCACUCCUGAAACGUGAAGGACUCUGUUUUGCUCAUAGGAGAUAAAAUUUCUUUUAUUAUGAACAUAAAAAUUACAAAUUGCUCGUAAGGAGAUAAAAUUUCUUUUAUUAUGAACAUAAAACCCACAAAUUUCAUUCCACUUUUUUUUUUCCCCUACCCAGCAAGGGAUUUUUCUCCCUGCAGAAAAAAAACAAAGUUAAAAAAAGAUAAAAUUUUGGGAUAUAUACAAACAUAUACAGGGUGUGUCUGUACAUUUGUCAUUCUGUACAAGCAAGGCACCAGCAGAAGUGACAGGGGCACACACAAGGGGAGGUUUGAGGUUUAAUUUCGUAUUUUUUUGGCAGGAGAUGAUUGAAUACAAAAACUUCUUUUUAUUUUCAUCCUCUCUGGGUGAUGGGGGAAGAGGGAGGAUCCUUUUAACUGCAUGGAGGUGAACUUGGAAUUCUUGGGAGAUUGGAUCAAACCACAGGAGCUUUUUCUGAUGGACAUUUAACCCAUAUUUUACCUAAGAAAAUGCUGAAGGAAAAUGAAAGCAAAGCCCUGCAGAACCAACCAAUAAUGCCAACAUUGGUAUAAAAAUAAAGAAAAUAAAGCAGCAAAAAAAAAAAAAAAUCAAA